Planococcus citri (citrus mealybug) is the source of this 966-nucleotide messenger RNA. RefSeq names its product large ribosomal subunit protein uL30-like. Gene Ontology annotation, molecular function: RNA binding; structural constituent of ribosome. Gene Ontology annotation, cellular component: cytosolic large ribosomal subunit. The transcript has 7 exons. Bases 148 to 921 code for a protein of 257 amino acids. Gene Ontology annotation, biological process: maturation of LSU-rRNA from tricistronic rRNA transcript (SSU-rRNA, 5.8S rRNA, LSU-rRNA). The record is from RefSeq and is a predicted model, not a curated record. NCBI's taxonomy places the organism in Eukaryota, Metazoa, Arthropoda, Insecta, Hemiptera, Pseudococcidae.
UCACAGCUAAAUACCAGGCCGGAGCGCUUAUUUAUUUUUGUAAAUUUUUAUCAUCAUUCCAUUUUGGCCGAGUUGGAGUGUGAGAUCCUCAAAUUUUUAUUGAAAUUUGGAUCAUUUUUAGGAUAAAUAUCAAAAAUUCAGUAAAAAAUGGCCGAUUCCAGCGCUAAAAAAGAAUCAAAACCGAAGGUGAAGGAAGGCGCUAAAUUGCCGGCUGUACCGGAACCAGUGCUGAAACGGUACAAAUCCCGUCUCACCCAUAAGAAAAAAUCUCUAACCAAACAAUUAAAAGCCAGACAAACCAGAUAUAUCAACAAACAAAAAUGGUUGAAACGUGCCGAAAAAUACGUCCGCGAGUACAGAAACAAGGAACGCGAUCAAUUACGUUUGGCGAGGAAUGCCAAGAAAGCUGGCAACUAUUAUAUUCCCGCUGAACCGAGAUUAGCUUUCGUUAUGCGUAUCCGAGGUAUCAAUCAGAUCCCACCCAAAGUUCGUAAAGUUUUGCAACUGUUCCGUCUUCGUCAAAUAAACAACGGAGUAUUCGUGAAAUUAAACAAGGCUACUAUCAAUAUGUUACGUGUCUGCGAACCCUACAUCACCUGGGGUUACCCGAACUUGAAAAGUGUACGCGAUUUGGUUUACAAGAGAGGUUACGCUAAAAUUAAGGGUCAACGAAUUCCUAUCACCAACAAUCGUAUGAUUCAAAAGAAAUUAGGAAAGUACGGAAUCAUCUGUACGGAAGAUUUAGUACACUCCAUUUAUACAUCUGAUCGCGUAUUCAAACAUGCCUCUCGAUUCUUCUGGCCUUUCAAACUGAACACGCCUACUGGUGGCUGGCGCAAGAAGACGACUCACUAUGUCGAAGGUGGAGAUUUCGGUAACCGCGAAGACCAUAUUAAUAAGCUUUUGAGAAAGAUGAUUUAAUGGACGAUUUGUUAUUGGAUUUUUACAUAAAUAUGUUAAAAUUUC